Molecule: messenger RNA, 1446 nt
Organism: Penicillium soppii
Lineage: Eukaryota; Fungi; Ascomycota; Eurotiomycetes; Eurotiales; Aspergillaceae
Exons: 1
Coding region: 1-1446 (481 amino acids)
Source: RefSeq, a predicted model, not a curated record
AUGGCAAACGCAAAUAUGAUCAAACCUCUCGUCGAAAGCGUCAUCUACCGCCUCGCGGGUCUUGGGGGCAUAGUGGCUGGGCAAACUAUAUCUCCAAAAGCCGAAGGAAAUGCUCGCGCUCAGCCCCAGCCGCGCGCAUGGACCCUGCGCUCUGGGGUAUUCACUCCGCGCGAAUUGGUCGAGGGCUUUGCUCCUCUUCUAGACACGGUCGUCGAUUGUCUAGGCAAAGAUACUCCAAACAUGAGAAGCGCUCGCGCAUCGCUGCUGGACAAUGUCGCCUCCAACUUGGCUACCAAUACUCGCGAAUCCACUCUCCCAUUCCAGAAAGAUGUGCCCGAUCUCUCACGCAGGGAGAUGAAAGAGCAGGCCGAUCGAAUUGGAAAAUAUCUUGUCAAAUGGGCGCGUGAGGCCUCCAGUGGUCCCUUCGAACCUGAUCUCAACAUCCGCAGCCCAUGCGAGAAUCAUCUGCUUACACCGCCGAAUGUCGACCUCAUGUUCGGGGCUCGCAGCCAACCGCACCUGAUGCAGCUGUUCAACGAAUAUAUGCACCAAAUGGUACUACUCCGCGAUGCCCUCCUUCCGUUUCGGAACUUCGAUGAGGUCCUGAUUCCCAUUGAUGGCAAGGCUGCCCGAGGCAUUCGUCACCUGGAGCCCAGUCGAGCGCAAUUUCUCACGGGGUUGGUCACCAAGAGUGUGACUCAGGCAUCAAUCCUCGCCUAUACCAAAGCGCUUCUGGCCCCAGACUUGCCUCGGACCGACACCGGUGGUUAUGGCUUCCAAUACGAACAUGGCUCCGUCCUGCCAGCCGUUCUGAAUGGCGGAGAUACUUACUUUCAUUUGCUUGAGUAUAUUCCUGCCAGACUGGAUCCAUCCCAGAACACAGUGCUGUUCGACUACGAAUUCUCCGAUUACUAUUCCGCCCCUCGCGCUGAGAUUCCCGCUGGUAAUCAGGUACAGGUCCACGAUCUGCUGAAGUUUCCCUCAGGUUCCGCACCUUUUGUUGUUCAAAAGGCAACUCUAGCCCUGGUAGCCUCAGGAGAGGGCACUCCUGUCCGUCAACUGGAGCUCCGCUUGGAGCUCAACAACGGUAACUGUGUCGGCGUCGACGUCGGUCAAAUUGCCCGUGGCCACCGCUACGCGUAUCAGGCACUCGCAGGUAAGGAGGAAGAUCUUCCCGCUCAGGGCGCUAUUGUACACUCUGCCCUGGAUGUUCUCCUGCAGUCCAAUCGCGGUCUAGUUACAGCAAAGCAAGGUGGUGUCCAUGUGAUCCCCACCGCGGAGCCCAUAAUCGCUCUGGCAAUUCUAGGGAAGCUGUAUCCCGAGAACGUUGUGCUCCUACCGGAAGAUAGUAGUCUCAGCGAGAUUGGUAAGGCUGGUAAGGGGUUUGAACCAAAAUUCAUCAUAUGGGGUGGAAUGAAACCCGGUGGCUUGAAGGGACGUUUCUAA